AUGCCAGCCCCAUCCCAACUCGCAAUCGCGACCUCAUCGCUGAACAGACUGGUCAAGGAGGAAGCCAGCUACCACAAAGAGUCUCAACACCAACAAGAACGCAUCGCCAAGCUCGAGGCAAGCAACAAAGAAGACGAUGAGAAUGCCGAGUACACACUGGGACAAGAGCGCAAAGCUCUCGAAGAGACAAAAGCCGUCAUGCCCCAACUCAAGCAGAAGAUUGAAGAAGCCAAGUCUAAGCUCGAGGCUCAGCUGGUGAGUGUACAGUGUUGUGCAUGCUGUUCUUGUGGGUUGUAA
Messenger RNA from Fulvia fulva, 297 nucleotides. RefSeq names its product Tubulin-specific chaperone A. Gene Ontology annotation, molecular function: beta-tubulin binding. Gene Ontology annotation, biological process: post-chaperonin tubulin folding pathway; tubulin complex assembly. Lineage: Eukaryota; Fungi; Ascomycota; Dothideomycetes; Mycosphaerellales; Mycosphaerellaceae. Gene Ontology annotation, cellular component: microtubule cytoskeleton; cytosol. The record is from RefSeq and is a predicted model, not a curated record. The coding region runs from base 1 to 297 and encodes 98 amino acids. The transcript has 2 exons.